UAAACCAAUAGAAGUCACGCGAACACAACUACUAGUAAACCUCCAUUUCUAUUUAUAUCAUCAGCCCAUAUUAUGUGCUACACACUUCAAAGCUCGUCUGGAAAACCGCUCACCUGCUUCCAAUAGUCUUAACAAAUUCCUACUUACUCAGGGAGCACCAUGGCAACCGGACAAAUAUUCUCUCGUACAACGCAAGCAUUGUUCUAUAACUAUAAGCAAUUGCCGAUUCAACGGAUGCUUGAUUUUGACUUCCUUUGUGGGAGGGAAACACCUUCAGUUGCUGGAAUCAUCAACCCAGGUUCCGAGGGAUUUCAGAAAUUAUUUUUCGGCCAAGAGGAAAUCGCCAUACCAGUACAUUCAACCAUUGAAGCAGCUUGUGCUGCCCAUCCUACUGCUGAUGUAUUCAUAAACUUUGCAUCAUUCCGAAGUGCUGCUGCUUCAUCGAAACUUGCUCUCAAACAGCCUACGAUCAGAGUUGUGGCUAUUAUUGCCGAGGGUGUUCCGGAAUCAGACACCAAGGAGUUAAUUUCGUACGCGAGGUUAAACAAUAAGGUAGUUAUUGGGCCCGCGACGGUUGGUGGGAUUCAAGCUGGAGCUUUCAAGAUUGGUGACACUGCUGGAACAAUUGAUAAUAUUAUACAAUGCAAAUUGUACAGGCCUGGAUCUGUUGGAUUCGUAUCCAAAUCUGGUGGCAUGUCUAAUGAGAUGUACAACACCAUUGCACGUGUGACUGAUGGAAUCUAUGAAGGUAUUGCUAUUGGAGGAGAUGUUUUUCCUGGUUCUACUCUUUCUGAUCAUGUUUUGCGGUUCAACAACAUUCCCCAGAUAAAAAUGAUUGUUGUGCUUGGGGAACUCGGUGGUCGAGACGAGUAUUCCUUAGUCGAAGCACUUAAAUCGGGAAAAAUAACUAAACCCGUAUGUGCUUGGGUUAGUGGAACAUGUGCACGCCUCUUUAAAUCGGAAGUCCAGUUCGGUCACGCAGGGGCCAAAAGUGGCGGCUUAAUGGAGUCUGCACAAGCUAAAAACAAAGCACUUAAAGAAGCCGGGGCAGUGGUCCCCACUUCAUACGAAGCAUUCGAAAGCGCAAUCAAGGAAACAUUUGAGAAGUUGUCCGAAGAGGGCAAGAUUGCCCCCGUCAAGGAAAUAACCCCUCCGCAAAUCCCCGAGGACCUUAACACAGCAAUUAAGAGCGGGAAAGUACGGGCUCCUACUCAUAUUAUUUCAACCAUUUCUGAUGACAGAGGUGAAGAGCCUUGCUAUGCAGGGGUACCGAUGUCCACGAUCGUGGAAAAGGGAAUGGGCGUCGGUGAUGUCAUCUCUCUUUUGUGGUUUAAACGUAGUCUUCCCCGCUACUGCACACAAUUCAUUGAGAUUUGUGUCAUGCUAUGUGCUGACCACGGUCCGUGUGUGUCUGGUGCUCACAACACAAUUGUAACUGCAAGAGCGGGAAAAGAUCUCGUAUCAAGCCUUGUUUCUGGUUUACUAACAAUCGGUCCGCGUUUUGGCGGUGCCAUUGACGACGCUGCUCGAUACUUCAAGGAUGCAUAUGACAGAAAACUUACGCCAUACGAGUUUGUUGAAGGCAUGAAAAAGAAGGGUAUUCGUGUACCAGGAAUCGGGCACAGGAUCAAGAGAGGUGACAAUAGAGAUAAGAGAGUUGAGCUACUACAACUAUUUGCUCGCACGCAUUUCCCGUCAACGAAGUACAUGGAAUACGCGGUUGAAGUUGAAACGUACACUCUCUCAAAGGCAAACAAUUUAGUGAUGAACGUUGAUGGUGCCAUUGGUACCCUGUUUUUGGAUCUUCUCGCGGGUAGUGGAAUGUUCUCCAAACAGGAAAUUGAUGAGAUUGUUUCCAUUGGUUACCUUAACGGGCUUUUUGUUUUGGCCCGUUCCAUCGGUCUCAUCGGGCAUACGUUCGACCAAAAGAGGUUGAAGCAGCCGCUAUACAGGCACCCAUGGGAAGAUGUCCUUUACACCAAAUGAUCAUUUUCAAAAGUAUACACAUCAUUCAAAACAGGUUAUGUUCAAAGUUUUUCUGUUGUAAUGACAUUUUGGAGUGUUUUUCUUUUGUGACGGUUGUGUUUGUAUUGGUCGCUGUAAGUUCAUUGAUAGACAACUGGCUCUUUUGAUAUUCAUAGACAAUAGUUUCCCUUCCAGGCUUUA
Molecule: messenger RNA, 2166 nt
Organism: Helianthus annuus (common sunflower)
Lineage: Eukaryota; Viridiplantae; Streptophyta; Magnoliopsida; Asterales; Asteraceae
Product: ATP-citrate synthase beta chain protein 2
Exons: 17
Coding region: 160-1986 (608 amino acids)
Biological process (GO): tricarboxylic acid cycle; acetyl-CoA biosynthetic process; fatty acid biosynthetic process
Cellular component (GO): cytosol
Molecular function (GO): ATP citrate synthase activity
Source: RefSeq, a predicted model, not a curated record